Messenger RNA from Pseudocercospora fijiensis CIRAD86, 420 nucleotides. RefSeq lists its product as uncharacterized. Bases 1 to 420 code for a protein of 139 amino acids. The record is from RefSeq and is a predicted model, not a curated record. The transcript is spliced from 5 exons. NCBI's taxonomy places the organism in Eukaryota, Fungi, Ascomycota, Dothideomycetes, Mycosphaerellales, Mycosphaerellaceae.
AUGCAGCUCUUCAAGAAAGCAAAGCUGGUUUUCCUCACGCUGGCCGUAUCUGCUGGUGCUUCGCAGGUCCUGGUCAACAAUUACUGCUUGGAAAAGCACUGGAUUACAGAAAUCAAUGGCACUUGGAACAGCAACGGUACCUGGGCCCUCAAUUCUGGAGUCGCCUACAUCACCGAGAUUGUGGGCAAGGGCAGCACCCCAAAACUCAUCCUGGGCUACUCAACCGUCGACGGAGAGCUGUGGUGGUCGGUCAGCUCUUAUGACGGCCAGCCUUAUCCUCCCAAACACUUCAAUGUCACGUCGCCGAAUGACGAUUCGGAAAAUUCUUGUGGUGAGGCGGUGGGGUAUGAGGCGAAGAAUCAUAAUUGUAAGGAUGGGAAGGUUACUUUGACGCUUAACCUCUGUGCGGAGACGGGGUGA